CAGGUCCGUUACUGACGUUCCACCCACCACACGUGACGUGAGCUUCCAUGUGACUGACCAGGAAGGGCAGGAUUUUUUUUGACGGCAAGGGAAACACAACGCCUAUGUGUUCUUCCACGGCCAAAUAAGCAACCAAAAUUUCAAGCCAAACGGACCUCCAAGAGACAACAUGUCGUACGGUCAAGGAGAGAGUUAUCGCUCAGCCCCUCGGGACUUCACAAGCCUUAUCCAAACAUGCAGUUCCAAUAUCCAGAAGAUCACUCAAAACACCGCUCAGAUCAAGAACAUGGUGAGCCAGUUGGGGACCAGACAGGACAACAGUGAACUUCAGGACCGACUGCAGCAGAUACAGCACUACACUAAUCAACUUGCAAAAGAAACCAACAAGCACUUGAAGGAGUUGGGCUCAGUUCCUUUGCCAAUAUCACCGUCGGAGCAACGGCAGCAGAAGAUUCAGAGGGAACGACUGAUGAAUGAUUUCUCUGCUGCUCUCAACAACUUCCAAGCAGUCCAGAGACGUGCGGCAGAGAAGGAGAAGGAGUCAGUAGCCCGAGCAAGAGCUGGAUCUCGCCUAUCAAGCGAUGACACUUCGCGGGAGGAAAAGCUUGUGUCAUUUGAUAAUCAGGGUGACUGGGGUCAAAUGACCACUCAGACAGAGGAGGCAGCGAUCACAGAGGAGGACCUGGAACUUAUUAAGGAGAGAGAAACUAAUAUUAGACAGCUGGAGUCGGACAUCAUGGAUGUCAACCAGAUUUUUAAAGACCUCGCUGUGAUGAUCCAUGACCAAGGAGAAAUGAUUGAUAGCAUCGAGGCAAAUGUGGAGAAUGCUGAAGUCCAUGUAGAGCGAGGGACAGAACAACUACAGAGAGCUGCCUACUACCAACAAAAGUCCCGGAAGAAGAUGUGCAUCCUGGCAUUAGUUUGCUCCAUUGCGUUGGCUAUUCUUGCCGUCAUCAUCUAUGAAUUGUCCAAGUGACUCCACUCCAGGUUAAUUACUUUGUUAUUACCACAUUUUACUUUGUUCUCCACGCACCUGAAAGUAUCACAAAACGAGCGGAUCAAUUUUGCUCACUUCAUCAGAAUCACAGGCAUAGAUUAGUGCAGAGCUGCAAACAUGCUAAUCUGGACUGUCCAUGGAUUUUUUUUGUUAAUUGGUGACACCUGUAUGAACUGCAAUUUAUGGGGAGCUGAGAUUGUGUUAAGAGAAUCAUUUGUUUUCCUUUUCUCCACUAACACUGUAUUUCAGUUUUCUAAUUAUUGCAAUUAGGAGAUCAAACCAGGCUAGUAAAAAAUGUGUGUAUUAUUAUUAUUAUUAUUAUUAUUUUGGUCAUCUCUCUGGUUGUGGCACAUUCUCAUGAAAAAGUGUGUUCGCUGCACUUUUGAAGGUUUGAUUGAGCAAAUGACUACUUUUAAAGCUGGCUGAGGCCUUAAAGAGUAAAUUAUGAUAGCACAUGGCCAGGUGGACUCCAGGUGGUGAUUGUAGUAUAAAUGUUGUACACGUCUUAACAGAUAGGCAGUAAAUCCAUAUUUGUAAAUAUGACACUGUUCUGCAUUAUAGCCUGCCAUAUGAAAUAUAUCUGGAAAAAGCAACUCCUGCCCUACGAAGCAUUUGAUUUGAAUAAU
This is a messenger RNA of Corythoichthys intestinalis (scribbled pipefish), 1623 nucleotides long. RefSeq names its product syntaxin 12 (gene stx12). Gene Ontology annotation, molecular function: SNAP receptor activity; SNARE binding. NCBI's taxonomy places the organism in Eukaryota, Metazoa, Chordata, Actinopteri, Syngnathiformes, Syngnathidae. Gene Ontology annotation, biological process: vesicle fusion; intracellular protein transport; vesicle-mediated transport. Gene Ontology annotation, cellular component: postsynaptic recycling endosome; SNARE complex; synaptic vesicle. The coding region runs from base 170 to 976 and encodes 268 amino acids. The transcript is spliced from 10 exons. The record is from RefSeq and is a predicted model, not a curated record.